UCAGGGGAUGCGGCCCUACAUCAUGAGCGCUGAAACCCAGGAGGACAUGUUGGGUUGGGUCAGGGCUCUCAGCCAAUCAGCAAGCAUGGAGGCUGAUGACAUCAUCAACAGACGCUGUGCAAGUUUUCAGGACUUCACUCAGAUGGGAGAUAACACUGAAACCAUGGAGGUCCAGCACACAGCAAUGCUUCCAGAAAGAAAUGCCCAGACAGCAACAAAACUGAGCAGGGUGCAGACAGAACCGACUCUACUAGAUCAAGACAUGAUGGGAAUUAAAAUGAAGACACCAGAGCUGAGAGGAAGACAUGAGGGCAGACCAAUCGCACCUGAAGCUACUGAGUAUUCUCAGAGUUUGCUGAACGCAGAUGAGGAACCUCUUUCCUUCCUACAUCCGAAUGCAACCUUCAAGCAACCUUCAUUUCCCAGAGAUCAGUAUGGGUCUCCGUGUCACGGUAAUAUGGGCAGAGCAGACGUUUGGCCCUCAGAUAACUGCUCGAGUGCUCCAAUGUCACCCUGCAUCUACACAGAGAGAGGACAUCUGCUCGACAAGCCAGAGUUUCCAUGUUCUGUGUGCUACUGUUCCAACUACCACACGGCCGAACACAUGGCAGUGUGCAAAGCAGGUAAAUCAGACAUUGUCAUAGAGAGAGAAAUACAACCAAUCAGAGAUCUGGAAAACGAUACAGAUGUGGUUCUCACUCGUCUGUGUGGCUGUGAUAAACUGCUGCAGUCCGUCUCUAUGCAGCUGGCUCAGUUACAGGCAGAUAAGAAAAGCAUUGAGUAUACUUUAGAAAUCAAAUGGCUGGGGAUGGAAGACGGACUUCCUGGAGAGCUGGAAGUAUCCCAGAAGGCUUUGCUUCAGGAGGAGCUGGUUACACUCAGAGCCAGAAUAUGUGAUUUGUCCAUCGGAGAUGGACAAAUUGUGGAGUGAUUAUGAACGAAUGGAGAGUGAGCUGUUUGUUUUCCAUUCUCAUCUCCAACACAUCCUUCACUUCGGGACGCCACAGGAGCAGAUUCAGGCACAGAGGCAGCUCUGGAUGAUGGAGGAUAUCUUAUGCGGUUUGAGGGUGAACAAGAACCGCUUUAUGGCUUUAUUGGGUCUACAGAGGCAGGGUGCUCCUCAGCCAAAACCUGCUUCCUACUUUGAGGGCGAGUUAGGAGGUCUCAACAUGGUAAAUAUAAUAUGCACUCCACUACAUUUUCAGAAAGUUGAAAUUCAUGUGACCUCAGUAGCUUAAUCAUUGCCAUUUUUUAAUUGAA
Cyprinus carpio (common carp) is the source of this 1260-nucleotide messenger RNA. RefSeq lists its product as uncharacterized. The coding region runs from base 8 to 931 and encodes 307 amino acids. Lineage: Eukaryota; Metazoa; Chordata; Actinopteri; Cypriniformes; Cyprinidae. The record is from RefSeq and is a predicted model, not a curated record. The transcript has 10 exons.